AGCAAGGUUAUAUUGAUCUUCUCUAAAAGAUGUUUAUUUGUAGUUAUUAGGAUAGUGUAAAAUAAAGAAUCGAAUUUAAGUUUUAAAAAAUGUAUAUAUGACAAAUCUUAUAUAAUAAAAAUAAAUUAAUAAUUUUUUAUUACAAAUUAUUAUUUUUUAUUUCUGAUUUUUAUAUCUAUCUUUUAAUAUAUUGUAAAUUUCAUCGUAAAAUUUAUAGGCAAUGACAGAACAUAAAGGUACAUCUUUUUAUAAUUCUUGUGUGAAAGUUCCUGUAAAUCCUUGUAAUAGGCAACCAAUUCCUUCUUAUGAACGUCUUGAAUCUAAAAAGAAUAAAGAAGAUAAUGAUUUUUAUAAUAGAUAUAACAUGAAUUUUAUAAAAAAUGAUCACUUUGUUACUGAAUGUAAGAUAUCAAAUUCUACAGAAGAUAUGGAUAUUUUUUUAGAAUUUCUGGAUAGUAUACCAGAUUAUGGUCAAGUUCAUCAUUUAUCAAAUGAGCAGUUUAAACAAAAAGUAGAUUAUUUAAAAAGGAAACAAAAAUUAUUAUUAAAAAAUUUACAAAAUUCUCUGAUUGAUCAUAAAAAUAUAAAUGAAUCUAAAUUUUCAGUAUCUAAUCAAAAAUUAAAGUUCAAAAAUAAAAAUGAUAUUAAUGAUUUAAUAUUGAAUGGUAAAAAGUGUUAUUUAGAAGAAUCUUCUAGUCCCAGUCCAUUACUUUUUCUUUCUAGUAAACUUAAUGAAAAUGAAAUGUCAGAAGAUCAGGAUUUCUUAACAAAUAGUAGAAGAGAUAAGGAAAAUGGAACUGAAUGUAAGGAGAAAAUAUAUUUGAAUAAUAAAAAUUGGAGUACAUGCAAUAAGAUAAAUACCAAUGAUAAUAUUGAAAGUGAUAUAGAUAAUGCAGAAACAAGGAGCUUACCAGCCAAUAUUACAAAAGAAUGGCAUCCUACUGUACCUAAGCCAUUUAAUUUUACUUUAAGGGAGGAAGCAGAAAAGCACAUGAAACAUAUUAAAAUAGAAGAACAAAAAUAUAAAAAUAUGAGAAAUAAUAAAAAAAAUGUAUGUAGAAAACGACGUGUAAGAUCGAUUCCACUUACAUCAAAAAUUCCACUUUAUGAUAAAUUAUUGGCUGAGAAGAAAGAACGAAGUCGUAUAAUUCGUGAAGAAAGUGCCUUAAAUUUAAUGUCUCAAGUACGUCCUUUUAAACUCGAAUGCGAUCGUCGAGCUUGGAGGUUUUUAGCAAGAUCUAGCCCAGAAAUUUAUAGUAAAAAUGUUAAUGUGAGUACAAAAUUUAAAGCUAAACCAGUACCAAAAAAUCUUUUCAGUACAGAAAUAUAUGAUCGCAUGCUUGAAGAUGAAUAUGACAGACAAUUACAAAAACGAUUAAGAGCUGCGCAAUUAAUGAAAUCAUCAUCUUUGCCUCCGUCGAUGGCGAGACGAGAACGAAUCAAAUCUGCGUGCACACGUUUACAAAGUACAUUUAAAGAUUGUAACAAAAAUAUUGAAAAUAAAAAUGUUUCGCAAAUGUCAAAUAAUAAUUCAAUGUCAUUAAAAAGAUGUAAAUCUGUGAUGCCACUUUUGCCUAUACGAGGAAAUAAUUUAGCAGCAAUUUUAAGAUGUCAAGUGUCACGAGAAAAAUUAGAACGUGAAAUAAGAGAAAAAAUGGAAGAGAAGCAUCGAGAACAAGCUAUAAAAAUUAAACAAUCUUUGAUUGGACGUAAUCCAGUAUGGCGCGCUUUGAGAUCUGCAGUGAGGCACGAACACGAAAGAGAUCUUAACAUUCGAACUUUGCUUCGUCGUGAUGAAGCACGUGAACAGGCAGAACGUCAUCGAUUACAAAUGGAAAUGAUGUUGGAUCGUGUAACACAAAUACCAACUCUUUUCGAACGUCAUUCUCAGAGUUAUCAAUCAUUGACUCAGACACAACAGAAUGUUAAUAAUUCAAAAAUGUUACAACAAAGAAGAAAAAAGAAAGAAUUGAGUAUCAUGAAUUCAUAUAUAAAUUACGAAAAUAUUUCUAAAUCAGAUUCUGAAUCCCUAACUAGUUCUUCGGGUAGUCUCUUAUCAAAUCAAUCUUUAAAUUCAUCAAAUACAUCUAUAUCACAAAUUUCUGAAAAAUCGAUAAUUAAAUCUCAAACUUUACUUUCAAAAAAGAAAACUAAUCGCAACCAGUUAAAAGUUUCAAUAAAAGAAACUGCAGAGCUUAUUGAAGAUCAAAAUGAAAACAAAAAAUUAUGCAAUAAUGAAUAUUUAAUCUCUAAUGAUGAUUGCAAUAAAAAUACAUUAAUACAGAGUAUACAUAAUAACCAAAAUACAGAGAUAAUUACUAAUGUUCAAUAAAUAAUUAUUUAAUUAACAUUUACUAAUCGCAAUUUAUUGUAAAAAGAUAGAGAAAAGAUAGCCAGAAAACUUUAAAUUAAUAAUAUUAAUAGCUUUUAGC
Molecule: messenger RNA, 2432 nt
Organism: Apis laboriosa (Himalayan honeybee)
Lineage: Eukaryota; Metazoa; Arthropoda; Insecta; Hymenoptera; Apidae
Gene: pyx
Product: protein FAM161A
Exons: 9
Coding region: 221-2332 (703 amino acids)
Biological process (GO): cilium organization
Cellular component (GO): cilium
Source: RefSeq, a predicted model, not a curated record